AUGGGACGUUCUUACGUUGAGAGUGUCGACAGAUCGUCGCAUCGCACGUUCAAGCAGAGGUUCGUUCGUCCGGACGGUCGGGUUGUUGACGAGAGGAGGAUGACAAAGUGGACUAACAAACAGCGCGGAGUGGUACCAAACGAGUGUACCGUGUCGAGAGCGCGGCAGUUGUCCACUGCUUCUGGAGAGCCCCGACUGCCUGACCCUACAGCCGGGUUCAGACAAGACAGAAGCAAGCGAAUGUCGUGUUGUCGCCUCAAGGAGGCGAAGUGGACAGACGCGUUUCCCCCGGGCCAGUAG
Messenger RNA from Protopolystoma xenopodis, 300 nucleotides. Lineage: Eukaryota; Metazoa; Platyhelminthes; Monogenea; Polystomatidea; Polystomatidae. The record is from the annotation of a GenBank genome assembly.